Molecule: messenger RNA, 1259 nt
Organism: Andrographis paniculata
Lineage: Eukaryota; Viridiplantae; Streptophyta; Magnoliopsida; Lamiales; Acanthaceae
Exons: 8
Coding region: 35-547 (170 amino acids)
Biological process (GO): chromosome segregation
Cellular component (GO): MIS12/MIND type complex
Source: RefSeq, a predicted model, not a curated record
UUCACCGUUUGGCUUGGGGAGAAAGGAGACGAAAAUGGAGGGCGCGCCAUCAAUUCCAAGCUCUAGGGAACUGAAUUUGAAGAAAUCCUUCAACCGCGGCUUGCGUUCCUUGCUUACUGCAUGCUCCGAUGAGGAAUUUCGUAAAGCUUUCCCGAGUUUCUCUGCAGCUGAGCAGGACCGCCUCCACGGACUCUUCAUUCAGGUUAUCACCUCUUUGCAUGAAGAUAUAGAGGAAGAAUUUGAGUCCAUAGUUCUGGAAACAAAGGCAGGAACAGUUCUUGACAAAGUAGAGGAGCUGGUGGAAGAGCAUAAUCUAGAUCCGCUCCUUUCAACAAAGAGUAAUGUAGGUGAAACAGCUCAAAAUUUGUCUCAAGCAAAGAAAAAUGAGCUUAAGCAUUUGACGGCACUCCUGGAAAAGGCAGAGGAACAUAACAAAAGAACCAAAGCACACAUCGAACUCCUCAAGAAAGAGAAACAAGACUUCACUGGAGGAGCAAAUAUUGUUCCCGAGGCUUACAGUCAGCCAAGAUCUCUUGCAAUUUCUUAAUUUUGAAAACAGCUCAAAAGUUCUGUAAGGUUUUGAUCAGUUUGCUGCAUUUUCUAUUUCCUCUGGUUAUUUUUCAGCAAUAUUUGUACAAAUUGCUAAAUUAUUCUAAUGCAGUUGACAAGAGAAACAGCACUCUUAGUGCAUUACACCUCACCAUGAUGACAUCUAAAAACAGCUUGGCUGAGUCACAUAGGUGUCACCCGAAGAAGUGCAUUCAGUUACAUUUAAUUAUGCCAGAAAAUGAAUACUUUCUUAUGUUCUUGGACCUGUUCUAGCAUCCAGUAGAAUUGUUAUGAUGUGCUUAUUAAUCACUGCUCAUAAUUAAUGCAUCAUUGGUUUUUUUUUUUUUAGAUUGAAUUUGUUAUCAUGUAUCAUUGCUAUUCUUUAUAUUAAGUUUCGGAUCAUGUCUGUUAGUGAACAUCUUUCCAUCUCAUAGUUAAGUACAUGAUGAGAUUCUAGUUGUAGGCGUGUAACGCGUAUCUACUGUGCACGUAGCAUUAUUAGAAAAUAAUAUUUGAAAUAUUAUGAUUGCUGAGCAUCUCAGGAGUUUCUUUAUUGUUUUUUUAUUAUAUUAUAUUAUGAUUUAGAUUCAAGCAGCCCAUUAUUGUUCCACUAUAUCUACCCACAUCGUACUUCAGGAAUUGGUGCAAUGUUUCACGUUUUCCAAAUAUGAUUUUUAAUUUUAGAGGUCAGAGCUGACCUUAACUCUCAA